CGCGCACACCGCUCUGACGCCAUCACCUUCCUUCUCCGGCCGGUAACAACCCCGCGUCCCGCUUCCCAACCGCCUCCCCCGCUUAAGAACCCAGCGCGCCGCAACUCCCGUCGUCCCGAGACCACGAGCCCCACCGGCCGACGAAGCGGGGAUCGCGAGCGCGCGGCCCGAGAGGAGCGGAGCGCGCUGAUUUGGUUCGAUCGUUGGGCGGCGAUCCGGUGGGAGGCGACAGACGACCAGCGGCCAUGUCGGGCGUGUUCGGCAGGGUGUUCGGAAAGUCCAGGGAGCAGAGCCAGGCCACCGCGUUGGCCUCGCUCGACAAGCUCAACGAGACUCUUGAAAUGUUAGAAAAGAAGGAAAAUUUGCUAGUUAAGAAGGCAAAUCUUGAGGUUGAGAAGGCCAAGAAUUUCACUAAAGCCAAGAACAAAAGAGCCGCAAUUCAGUGCUUGAAGAGGAAGAGGCUAUAUGAGCAACAGAUUGAGCAGCUUGGCAAUUUCCAGCUGAGGAUACAUGAUCAGAUGAUAAUGCUGGAAGCUGCAAAAGCUACAACAGAGACUGUGGAUGCAUUGAGAACUGGAGCAUCGGCAAUGAAAGCUAUGCACAAGUCAACAAAUAUUGAUGAUGUUGACAAAACGAUGGAUGAAAUUAAUGACAAUAUGGAUAACAUGAGACAAAUUCAGGAUCUACUGUCAACACCUAUGGGAGCAGCAGCUGAUUUUGAUGAGGAUGAACUGGAAGCUGAACUUGCGGAUUUGGAGGGGGAGGAGUUGGAGGCAGAGCUGCUUGCACCCACCACGGCAGCUCCUACCGCUCCAAUGCGUGUACCUACUGCUCAGCAGUCCACUCGGCCCUCUGCCCAGAGUAGUAAAACAGAAGAUGACGAGCUGGCCGCUCUACAGGCAGAAAUGGCUAUGUAAUUAGUUUACAGGCAUUGACGGUCAUGUUAGUCCAAAUUCUGCGAAUAUAUUGGAACUCUGGUAUGCUCGUGAAGAUCUUCCUAGGAAGAUGUCAGAACUACAGAUACAAGCUGCAUGUCACUCUGACCGCCUAUGUAUGAUACCAUGCUAUAUUACUGCUUUGUAAUCAAAUAUCUCAGAUGAGCUAUUGAACAGAUCAUCUUCUAAUAAAAGGUUUAUGUUAUUGUGUAUCGUA
Messenger RNA from Phragmites australis (common reed), 1152 nucleotides. Its product is annotated as vacuolar protein sorting-associated protein 32 homolog 2-like. The transcript is spliced from 8 exons. Gene Ontology annotation, biological process: late endosome to vacuole transport via multivesicular body sorting pathway; vesicle budding from membrane. Gene Ontology annotation, cellular component: cytoplasmic side of plasma membrane; multivesicular body; ESCRT III complex. NCBI's taxonomy places the organism in Eukaryota, Viridiplantae, Streptophyta, Magnoliopsida, Poales, Poaceae. The record is from RefSeq and is a predicted model, not a curated record. The coding region runs from base 246 to 917 and encodes 223 amino acids.